CAGUGCCGUCAGAAGAAAGGUUGCACUUGUUUCAACACGUCGUGCGCGGCUGUGACACAAAGCAGAGGGGCAGCGUUUCUGCGCUCAUCUCUCAUCUGUACAGCGGGAGUUUGUGACCCCACUCAGGCCAACCACAUCAACGCCGGGGGAGGAGACGGUGGAGGAGGGGAAGGAGGAGGGUUUGUCGCUUCUGCUUUUUCAUGACAGCUUCUACAUAUGCGUCCACCUCAACAGCAUAAGAAGGAAGAGAAAGCAAGCAGACUGUCUGUCAAAGUCACUUCAACUUCACAAGUGUUUUUUAAUUCCAUGAAGACGCUGACGAGACGGGAGCGACCCCUCUCUGCUGAGAUGAUCUUUUAGGAGAACACAAAGGGUCAAGACUAUGGCUUGCACAGAGCCCCAAGUGGACGUGGCUCUCGUCAGCAGGGAAGGAGACGUAAAAGAGGGCGUCGGCGUCUCUUUCUCAGAGACGCUCAACAGCGGAUCUGCUCCGAAGACGGCCGAGGAGGAGAAGAAAGAGGAGCCAGCUGUGAAAGCGACUUCAGAAGAGCUCCAGACCGACACUGAAGAUGUCCGUGUGGACGUUGAUGACACACUGGAGGAUGCAAAGGAUGGACAGAUGAGAGGGGAGGAUGAAAGCGUCACACCAGAGGACCUUCUCUUGGGCAUCAAGACGCUAACAUGGCCCGAGCUCCACGUGGAAGGCUUGCAUAGCCACAGCGAGGAGGGUGCCGAGAAGGCUCACCGGCUCACCACCGACUUCCCGGAGGCGCUGUACGAGCUGCUGUGCACCCUGCAGGAGGGCCGGCGCCUCAACGACCAGCGCUGCUCCUUCAGGCUGGAGAGCGGCAUGAGGAGGAGGUGCCACUCCGAGCCCAACGCCGCCAAGCCUGCCAACAGAGUUAUCUUCUCCUCCAUGACGUCGCUGCAGAGGGAGGAGUUUUUUGAGCUGGUGGCCACGGCGCAAGCUCGCCGCUUGGACGACCAGAGGGCGCAGCUGCACAAGUCCCAGAGGGCCAAACAAAAAACCAGGAGUUUCCGAGGCAGCAUAAAGCAUCUGUCCUUCGUGAGGAGGCCUGAGAAACCGGCCCCCGUCCCCAAAGAGGAGCUGUAUAACAUGAUCCUCACCACGCAGGCCCAAGGCAGGCUGGAGGACCAGCGGAGCCGAGCUCCAGGGCCCAUGGACGAUGAGGACUUCUUCUCUCUGCUGCUGAAGGUCCAGGGGGGCCGCAUGGACGAGCAGAGGACUGAACUACCGUGCAUGCUGCAAACCUAAAAUGGACUCAAAUAGCAAAGAAUAAAAAACUGGGGGAAAUUUUCUAGUAUUGUAGCUUGAAUGUGACUUUUUAAAAAAUGUAAAUUGUAUUUGCCGUCUGAGUUUUACAUGUCAUUAAAUGUCUGCUUGCAGUUUUUGGGACACCUGGACUAUUGGGAUCAUUUUCAUUGAAUACAAAAAUAAAAUGAUAGAAAAUAAUAAA
Doryrhamphus excisus (bluestripe pipefish) is the source of this 1478-nucleotide messenger RNA. RefSeq names its product G protein signaling modulator 3 (gene gpsm3). NCBI's taxonomy places the organism in Eukaryota, Metazoa, Chordata, Actinopteri, Syngnathiformes, Syngnathidae. The record is from RefSeq and is a predicted model, not a curated record. Gene Ontology annotation, biological process: regulation of inflammatory response. Gene Ontology annotation, molecular function: protein binding; GTPase regulator activity.